AUGGUAAUCAAUGUUUUGAUUAAUUCUCCGAUGGGGAGUGUAUUCCUUGAAUCUCAUGAUGCUAGUGACUCCUCUAUUGAUGCUACAAAAUUGUUCAAAUUUUUUGAGAAUACAAUCUUGAAAAUUGGGAAGGAAAAUGUGGUGCAAGUUGUGACUGAUAAUGCAAGGGGGAAUAAGAAAGCGGGUGAAUUGUUGAAGGGAGUGUACCCACAUAUUUUCUGGACUCCUUGUGCUGUUCACUUUUUUGUCAAGACUGUUAAGAUACAUUCUUAUAUCAGCCAAAGGGCAUUAUUGUUGAACAUGAUGAGGAGAUUCACAAACCAAAGAAAUCUGGUAAAACUUGCGAAGACAAGUUACUGUACUUCGUUUGGUGGAUGGAGAGAAACACCACCAAUGGGCUACAUUUAUGAAGCCAUGGAUAGGGCAAAAGAAAGUAUUGAAAGUACAUUUGAUCAUGAUAAAAGGAAAUAUGAGAAGGUUUUUGAAAUUAUUGAUGCAAGGUGGACGGAUCAACUUCAUCAACCUUUGCAUGCAACGACACAUAUUUUGACCUCUGGGCUCUAUGGUAAAAAUAGUGAGAUGAAGACUUUGGAUGAAGAAGUGUGGCUGGGAUAUCAUGCAUCUUUGAUAGACAAAAUAUGGGAGGAGCUUGGUAGGUAUAUGAAAGCUGGUGGUCUACUAGGAUUGGAAUCAACCAUUAGAGCUGGAACCUUAAGGUCACCAGUUGAUGAUGCAAAUGAAUGGUUGACGAGAGCCCUUUCAAAUCAUGAAGAUGAAGAAGUUUAUGAAGGAGAAGAUCUCACUUAUGGUCAUGUUGCUUCAGCAAGUGGUGUUGAGGAAAGUGUGUUUGGUUUUAGGGGGAGUACCUUAAAUGACAAGGAAAGAGCAGGUUCAAGUAGAACCUUUGUUGAUGAGGCUUCUGAUGAUGAAGAAGAUAAUGUUCAAGAUAAUAGUAUGAUGACACUUCAAGAGUUUGGAGAUAUUGUUGAGGAAUAG
This is a messenger RNA of Capsicum annuum, 996 nucleotides long. RefSeq lists its product as uncharacterized. The transcript is spliced from 4 exons. Lineage: Eukaryota; Viridiplantae; Streptophyta; Magnoliopsida; Solanales; Solanaceae. The coding region runs from base 1 to 996 and encodes 331 amino acids. The record is from RefSeq and is a predicted model, not a curated record.